CCCUGGCCUUCGCCUGAGUGAGCCAGUCAGCGGCCCCCAAAUUGUGGGCAGUCCGCUUGGCGAAAUCUUGACCCCAAGACAGCCUUGCUGUAAUUCGUCGCUUGCCUGAGAAUACGAGAGGGCUGAGUCGCAUCACCGGUGGCAGCAUAAAAAUAGUCGGCUGUGUUAGGCACACGCGCCAUUAUAACACGAGAUGGGGCUGCUGUAGAGAAAUGUUUUUUUGGUGAAUUUCGCCCUCUACUUCGACUUUGACAGUUUGAAAAAUACCAUAAGUGUUGAGCGGAAGCUCAUCCGAUAUCGAAUCGCCGGCAUCGAAGCAAGCAGACUACGGCAAAUAUACAAUCAUGGCUCCAAGGCGAGGAGGCGGCAGCGGCAGUAGUUUUGGGGGAGGAAGCAGCGAUCCAGUCUGUCCAGGCUUCCUCAACGACUCCUAUGCGACGUAUUUUUCGACAACCAUCGUAUACUUUGUCAGCUACUGCCUCUUCUUUGUCCUUACAUUCGCUGUCCUGAUAUUCGCCUGUUGUGUCCGCAAAAGAUCGGCGAGCCUGAUUGGGCUACUCUUAGCAGUGCUCGGCUUUAUGAGUGUUGCUUGGGCGCUUGUUAUUCUGGGCACCGUACUGCGCGAGUGCUGGGUUCUCCCUAACAUACUCGAUUAUUACAACUUCGCGAUCACAUUCAAUAUCUUAUUCAACAUCGGGCAAUGGCUCUUGCUGUUCAUCCAAGUCUGGGGAGUUAACCGCCUGCUUAGCAAGCGCCUUGGGUCGGGCCAGGCUGUUGUGAAGAUUGCCACGCUCGCUGUUACUGGCGUGAUGGCCGCGCUCACAGCCGGAUACAUCGGCCUAUACUCUUACAAUCGCUGGACUGUUGUGAACAGCUGGCGUUACGACGAACCAUCGGAACACAUUGAUAGGACCAAGUUGGAUGACGAACGUAAGCUCGCCGCUGCGUAUUGGAUACUCUAUCUCUUGAGCGUCGUUGCUGGGGGUGCUAUUUCUGCAGCUCUGCUCAUGCAGCUACGAUCAAAGAGCAUCCCUGUCAACGACGUCAUGAAACGCACGAUUGCACUCAUCCUCUGCAUGCUCUUGUGGGUGAUCUUCCAGCUCGUAACCAUCGUCGAGGACCUGCAAGACAGAUACCUCGAUGUAGACACGAACACGGCUAUGUACUACCUCGACGGUUUCUUCCAAAUCUUCUCCUACGUUGCCAUCGUUAGCUUGUGCAAGCUGAAUUUCUGGAAAGACGGCGCCGCGCAGACAGCGUACAACACUACGGGAUAUGGGCAGCCAGCAUUUGCUCCGAUGCAACCGCCGCAACAGCAGUAUGCGUACAACGGGCAGCCAAAUCAGCCAUAUCAGUACCAGCAGCAGUCGGUUCACCACAAUGUAUCUGGUUUUGCGAACGGAAAUGGACACAUGGUGUCGGUCAAGUAAGGAACCUAAGGAAUUGACUCAGUGGUUGGUUUGUGUCUUCGAAAUGGCGUUUGGACUGGAAAUACCACGAUGUGCUUGGACUUGGAUAGCAAAAUUUUGCUUAGGAAAUAUCACAGGAUCGUAAUGAGGGUCUCCAGUCCAAAGAAUAUUUG
This is a messenger RNA of Paraphaeosphaeria sporulosa, 1582 nucleotides long. RefSeq lists its product as uncharacterized. The transcript is spliced from 3 exons. The record is from RefSeq and is a predicted model, not a curated record. Lineage: Eukaryota; Fungi; Ascomycota; Dothideomycetes; Pleosporales; Didymosphaeriaceae. The coding region runs from base 345 to 1430 and encodes 361 amino acids.